GAAAAAUGGUUUCUGGGUUAAUUAAUGAGAACCCAAUUGUUUACGAGAAGAAAGAGCGGCGUGUUCGAGCUGAAUCAAGCAAUACUGAUGAGCUUUCUGCAGAACCAAUAGAUCAGCUCGAGAUUUUCGAUAUCCUUUUUCUACUGAGCUUACUCUAUAUUGGAUCAUUUGUUUCUCCUGAGCAUUUCACACAUCAUAUAAGAGAUAUCAAAGAUCCAGAGCAUCCUUAUUCUCUGGAAGAGCUCAAAGUAGUUACAGAAGACUCAGUUGAAGUUGAUGAUGACAAAAGUUAUGUCAGGGUCACAUUUACUCCAACUGUUGAACAUUGUAGCAUGGCAACCAUUAUCGGUCUUUGUGUCCGUGUUAAGCUUCUACGAAGCCUUCCUGCUCGAUACAAGAUUGACAUAAGGGUAGCACCUGGUACUCAUGCAACAGAGGAUGCAGUCAAUAAACAACUAAACGACAAAGAACGUGUGGCGGCUGCACUAGAGAAUCCAAACCUCGUGGAGAUGGUUGAUGAAUGUCUGCUUCCAUCAUUUGAGUGAUACUAGAUGCUCUCAUGGUACACUAUGAUACAUGUCUCUGCUUUGUCUGCUGAGAUUUUGAUCGAUUAGGACUUACUUUGUGUUCAGGUUCUUGUUUCAAUCUUUUAAAGACUGAGAAUUUAUCCACGGAAUAAGAUAUUGAUUUGUUCCUCUUCUUAGGCUUAUGCCGUCUCAGAAAUCACAUUCCUUUUCACACUUGAACUUCUUAUAAACUCAUCUAAUCCAUUUGCUUCUGUCUUGAACUAACC
Thlaspi arvense is the source of this 793-nucleotide messenger RNA. The record is from the annotation of a GenBank genome assembly. NCBI's taxonomy places the organism in Eukaryota, Viridiplantae, Streptophyta, Magnoliopsida, Brassicales, Brassicaceae.